GCACAAGCCUUGAUUUAUGCUGGGAUGGCAGGGUCCAACUUGGAAAAUAUUCAAGAAAAAAUAAAUGAGUACUUGGAGAGAGUUCAAGCUCUCCAUUCAGCAGUUCAGUCACAGAAAACAGACCCUCUGAAGUCAAAACAACAGUUGGACUUGGAGCGUGCUCACUUCCUAGUUACACAGGCUUUUGAUGAAGAUGAUAAAGGCAAUGCAGAAGAAGCUGUAGAGUUGUACACAGAAGCAGUGGAACUCUGUUUGAAAACAGCUACUGAAACUUCAGAAGCAGGCCUCCAGUCCAAACUGAAACAGCUGGCUCGACAAGCACUGGAUAGAGCAGAGGCAUUGAAGGAAUCUGUCUCGAAGUCGUCUCAGAAGAAGUCAACUGCACCUAAGCCAAAUCAGCCAGUCAGAACAUUCUUCCCAUUGGGACCUGAUUUUUCUUUAAAUGAUAAACCACAGACAAUCAGAGCAGUACAAGCUAGUGAAUCUCAAGGUCAGAGAUACACUGCAGAGGAGAUUGAAGUACUCAGGAAGACUUCAAAAAUUAAUGGCAUUGAAUAUGUACCUUUCAUGAGUGUUGAUCUGAGGGAACGUUUUGCCUUCCCUAUGCCAUUUUCUGAUAAAUGUGGGAAGUUACCAUUAUCCCCCAAACAGAAAGCAAUGUUUGCCAAGUGGGUGCGACCAGAUGACAUAACAAAUAACCCUACGAUGAUUUAUACUGUAUCAAGUUUCAGCAUAAAGCAGACAAUAGUGUCAGAUUGUUCUUUCGUGGCAUCACUAGCUAUCAGUGCAGCAUAUGAAAGAAGAUAUAACAAAAAAUUGAUCACAAGUAUAAUUUACCCUCAGAAUAAGAAAGGAGAACCAGAAUAUAAUCCAUGUGGCAAAUACAUGGUGAAGCUUCAUAUCAAUGGUGUACCUAGAAAGGUAAUCAUAGAUGACCAGUUACCUGUUGAUCAUAGCGGGGAACUUCUCUGUUCUUAUUCUAACAAUAAGAAUGAAUUAUGGGUAUCACUAAUAGAAAAGGCUUACAUGAAGGUUAUGGGAGGAUAUGAUUUUCCUGGAUCAAAUUCUAAUAUUGAUCUCCAUGCACUGACUGGUUGGAUACCUGAAAGGAUCGCUAUGCACUCUGACAAUCAAGCUUUCAAUAAAGAUAGUACUUUCAGAAUGCUUCAUCAGAGAUUUCACAAGGGAGAUGUCCUUAUCACAACAGCAACAGGGGUGAUGUCUGAAGAGGAAGGAGAAAAAUGGGGUUUAGUUCCAACCCAUGCAUAUGCAGUCUUGGACAUAAGAGAAUAUAAGGGACUUCGAUUUCUUCAGUUGAAAAAUCCCUGGAGCCACUUACGAUGGAAGGGACGAUACAGUGAAAAUGACAGAAGAAAUUGGACCCCAGAUUUACAAAAAUACUUGAACUUUGAUCCCAAAACAGCUCAGAAAAUAGACAAUGGUAUUUUCUGGAUUGCCUGGGAGGACCUGUGCCAGUACUAUGAUGUUAUUUAUUUGAGUUGGAAUCCAAGUCUCUUUAAAGAAUCUACAUGUAUUCACAGUACUUGGGAUGCAAAGCAAGGUCCAGUGAAGGAUGCCUACAGCCUGGCCAAUAAUCCCCAGUACAAGCUAGAGGUCCAGUGUCCUCAAGGUGGUGCUGCUGUCUGGGUUCUGCUUAGCAGGCAUAUCACAGAUAAGGAUGACUUUGCACACAAUCGGGAAUUCAUUACAAUGGUUGUAUACAAGACUGAUGGCAAAAAAGUUUACUAUCCAGCUGAUCCUCCUCCAUAUAUCGAUGGUAUUCGGAUCAACAGUCCUCACUAUCUGACCAAGAUAAAGCUGACCUCUCCCGGGCCCCAUACAUUUACCUUGGUGGUGUCCCAGUAUGAGAAACAAAACACUAUCCAUUACACUGUCAGGGUGUAUUCCUUGUGCAAGUUCACGUUUUCCAAGAUUCCUACACCUUACACCAUUUCCAAACGGGUUAAUGGACAGUGGAAAGGUCACAGUGCUGGAGGAUGUGGCAAUUUCAGAGACACCUACAAAAAUAACCCCAUUUAUCAAUUCCAGCUGGACAAGAAUGGGCCUUUACUAAUUGAACUACGGGGACCAAGGCAAUACAGCGUUGGUUUUGAACUCGUCACAGUCUCAACAAUAGGAGAUCCUGGUUCCCAUGGCUUUCAGAAAAAAAGCAGUGGUGACUACAGGUGUGGAUUUUGCUACUUGGAAGUGGAGAACAUAUUUGCUGGAGUUUACAACAUUAUCCCCACCACAUUCCUGCCUCAACAAGAGGGUCCUUUUUUCCUAGAUUUUAACAGUGCUACUCCUCUUAAGGUAUCGCAGCUGCAGUGA
Messenger RNA from Phaethon lepturus (White-tailed tropicbird), 2331 nucleotides. It is a transcript of the gene CAPN7, whose product is annotated as calpain 7. The transcript is spliced from 20 exons. The record is from RefSeq and is a predicted model, not a curated record. NCBI's taxonomy places the organism in Eukaryota, Metazoa, Chordata, Aves, Phaethontiformes, Phaethontidae. The coding region runs from base 25 to 2331 and encodes 768 amino acids. Gene Ontology annotation, biological process: proteolysis. Gene Ontology annotation, molecular function: calcium-dependent cysteine-type endopeptidase activity.